AGUGAUGGGCAGAACCAGCACUUUCCUCAGGCACUAGACCUGUCACGAGUGGACUUAGUUCCCUCCUGUACUGCUUCACUGUACCCUAAGAACACAGAUCUGUUUGAGAUGAUUGAGAAGAUGCAGGGAAGCAGGAUGGAUGAACAACGAUGCUCCUUCCCACCACCCCUCAAAACGGAGGAGGACUACAUUCCUUACCCGAGCGUCCACGAGGUCCUGGGGCGAGAAGGGCCUUUCCCCCUCAUCCUGCUGCCUCAGUUUGGGGGCUACUGGAUUGAAGGCACCAACCACGAAAUCACCAGCAUCCCCGAGACAGAGCCACUGCAGUCGCCCACGACCAAGGUGAAGCUCGAGUGCAACCCCACAGCCCGCAUCUACCGGAAGCACUUUCUCGGCAAGGAGCAUUUCAAUUACUACUCUCUGGACACUGCCCUCGGCCACCUUGUCUUCUCUCUCAAGUAUGAUGUCAUCGGGGACCAAGAGCACCUGCGGCUGCUGCUCAGGACCAAGUGCCGGACAUACCACGAUGUCAUCCCCAUCUCCUGCCUCACCGAGUUCCCCAAUGUGGUCCAGAUGGCGAAGCUGGUGUGUGAAGAUGUCAAUGUGGAUCGAUUCUAUCCUGUGCUCUACCCCAAGGCUUCCCGGCUCAUCGUCACCUUCGACGAGCAUGUCAUCAGCAAUAACUUCAAAUUUGGAGUCAUUUAUCAGAAGCUGGGGCAGACCUCUGAGGAAGAGCUCUUUAGCACCAAUGAGGAAAGCCCUGCCUUUGUGGAGUUCCUUGAAUUUCUUGGCCAGAAAGUCAAACUGCAGGACUUUAAGGGGUUCCGAGGAGGCCUGGAUGUGACCCACGGGCAGACGGGGACCGAGUCUGUGUACUGCAACUUCCGCAACAAGGAGAUCAUGUUUCACGUGUCCACCAAGCUGCCCUACACAGAAGGGGACACCCAGCAGGUAAAAGGGACACCCACCCACCUGCUUCCCCCCUGCCUGCCCCACCUGCCUGUCCAUUCGGUGUCCACACUAGGCUCAACUGGCGGGGGCCCCGACGGCCCCCUCUACAAGGUCUCUGUCACUGCGAGAGAUGACGUGCCCUUCUUUGGGCCCCCCCUGCCGGACCCCGCUGUGUUCAGAAAGGGGCCUGAGUUCCAGGAAUUUUUGCUGACAAAGCUGAUCAAUGCUGAAUAUGCCUGCUACAAGGCAGAGAAGUUUGCCAAACUGGAGGAGCGGACACGGGCCGCCCUCCUGGAGACGCUCUAUGAGGAGCUGCACGUCCACAGCCAGUCCAUGAUGGGCCUGGGCGGCGACGAGGACAAGAUGGAGAACGGCGGCGGCGGGGGCGGCUUCUUUGAGUCUUUCAAGCGGGUCAUUCGGAGCCGCAGCCAGUCCAUGGAUGCCAUGGGACUAAGCAACAAGAAGCCCAACACCGUGUCCACCAGCCACAGUGGGAGCUUCACACCCAACAACCCCGACCUGGCCAAGGCGGCUGGAAUAUCAUUGCUUAUUCCUGGGAAAAGUGCGAGUAGAUUCGGACGCCGGGGCAGUGCCAUAGGCAUAGGAACCGUGGAAGAGUCACUGAUUGUCCCCGGGAAGAGCCCCACAAGGAAGAAGUCGGGCCCGUUUGGCUCCCGCCGCAGCAGCGCCAUUGGCAUCGAGAACAUUCAGGAGGUGCAGGAGAAGCGGGAGAGCCCUCCAGCUGGCCAGAAGACCCCAGACAGCGGGCACGCCUCCCAGGAGCCCAAGUCAGAGAACUCAUCCACUCAGAGCUCCCCAGAGAUGCCCACGACCAAGAACAGAGCGGAGACAGCAGCCCAGAGAGCAGAAGUGCUGAAGGACUUCUCCCGCUCCUCGUCCAGUGCCAGCAGCUUCGCCAGCGUGGUGGAAGAGACGGAGGGCAUGGAUGGGGAGGAUACAGGCCUGGAGAGUGUCUCGUCCUCAGGAACACCCCACAAGCGGGACUCCUUCAUCUACAGCACGUGGCUGGAGGACAGUGUCAGCACCACAAGUGGGGGCAGCUCCCCAGGCCCCUCACGGUCACCCCACCCAGAUGCCGGCAAGUCGGGGGACUCUGCGUGUCCCGAGAUCAAGAUCCAGCUGGAAGCAUCUGAGCAGCACACGCCGCAGCUGGGCUGUUAGCCAGGCCACCUCCUCUGAAGGUGGCACUGAGCAGAUGAAGGCGCAGAAGCACAGGUGAAGAUGCCGUGUCAAGUCUGGGCCGACGGGACCUCUGCCCCUAAGGCUGACACCUGCCUCCCCACCCUUCCCCUGGCCCACCCAUCUGGGCUGUCUCUGCAGGGCAGAGCCAUCCAGACCUGGGAGUGGGGAAGCUGCUGGCAUCGUCCCUAUCCCCCAGGCUGGGGGUCUGGGCUGGGGCAGGGAUUGGUCAGCCAAGCAGGCCUGGCUUGUCCUCACCCUGGGCUUCUAUCACCCCUGGGUGCCCCUCUGGACUGCAGGGAAAACAAGGAGGGAGAGAGAUUGUCAGUGCAUACAGAGCCUACAGCAGGACGUGAGGUGUGGCGGGGUGAGCACUGGGCUGAGUCCUGAGUCCUGGCUUCCUGUUGAGUUCUGCUCUGUGACUCUGGGUGAGUCACUCUCCCUCACUGGGUGCCUCUGCUACAAGUGGACAAGAUUAUUUCAGAGGUCACUGAAGACUGUGAUUCCAUGCACCUGCCCCAUAAUGGGGGGAUUGUCCUCCCAGGGACCUCCCAUCACCCUAUCCCACAUCUUGAGGUCCCUGGGCCCCAGUGGACUGAGGGGCAGGCAGCUGGCUGUGCCCAUGGCUCCUUCUGGACCCUCAAGCUCCACCACAGAUCUGCCAAUUCCCUGUCCACUGCCUACAAAGGACAGACAGGUGACCCCUUAUGGGGGAAGGAGGACCCACCUGGCUCCUCAGCCAGCACCCCGCUUAAUUCCUGCCAUCCCAUGCUCCUGGGCACACCAGACCGAGGGGUCUCAGCUGGCCUAGAAUCGUAGGCCUCGCCUCCCCUCACCACCUCCAUGGAGGGGGCAGCCAGGCACAGCUGCUGUGAGUCCAUGUCCUUGUGUAUGUCUGUCCACACUUUUUAGGCGCCAUGCCAAAGGCCAGCCUUCGGCCCCAACACCCAUUUUGGAAGCCUCUGUGGCCGUGUGUAUGUCAGUAACAGUUGUAUAAAAUAAAUUCUAUUUAUCGCUAUUGUA
Molecule: messenger RNA, 3174 nt
Organism: Galeopterus variegatus (Sunda flying lemur)
Lineage: Eukaryota; Metazoa; Chordata; Mammalia; Dermoptera; Cynocephalidae
Gene: RAP1GAP
Product: RAP1 GTPase activating protein
Exons: 24
Coding region: 109-2133 (674 amino acids)
Biological process (GO): activation of GTPase activity; regulation of small GTPase mediated signal transduction
Cellular component (GO): cytoplasm; membrane
Molecular function (GO): GTPase activator activity
Source: RefSeq, a predicted model, not a curated record